AUGCAUAUCGACCAGCCUCCCAUCCACCUGGAGGAGGGCUGGAAGCUGAUCGAGGAGACGAUUCAGAAGAUCCAGCGCAACCUAGAGGGCGAUCCGAACGAGUCCCCGAUCAACACCACGCAGUGGUCCCUCACCUACACCCGGGUGUACAACCUAUGCACUCAGAAGCCGCCGCACGACUACUCCGACCAGCUGUACCUUCGCUACGGCCAGGUCUUCAAGGAGUACAUCCGCGACAAGGUCAUGCCGGCGCUCGAGAAGGACUUCGAGUCCGACGAGGACUUCCUGAACGAGAUGAUCGGCCGGUGGCGCAACCACACCAACAUGACGCGCAUGAUGGCCAAGUUCUUUGAUUAUCUGGACCGGUACUACAUCAAGCGGCACCAGCUCGACAAGCUGCAGAUCGUGCCCAUGAAGAUCUUCUGCGAGCAGGUGUACGGGCACAUCAAGGAGCGCGCGCGCACGGCGAUGCUCACGCGCGUGGCCCUGGAGCGCGACGGCGAGGUCAUUGACAAGAGCGCCAUCCGCGCCAUGGUCGACAUCUUCAUCCAGAUGGGCAUGGACAGCAUGGACCACUACGAGAACGACUUCGAGCGCGAGCUCCUCAACCAGACGGCCGCCUACUACAAACUCAAGGCCGCCGACUGGCUCGAGACGAGCAGCACGCCGGGGUACCUCGAGAAGGCCGAGGAGUACCUGCGGCAGGAGGAGCAGCGCGUGGACUCGUACCUCCACCACUCCUCCAAGGUCAAGAUCCUCGGGAAGGUGCAGGCGGAGCUCCUGGAGGCCAACUGCCUGGCGCUGCUGGAGAAGGAGGGGUCGGGGCUGACGGUGCUGCUGCGCGACGACCGGCAGGCGGACCUGCAGCGCAUGUUCCGGCUGUUCAAGCGGAUCGGCGACAAGGGCCUGGACCCGAUGGCGCGUGUGUUCAAGCGCCACGUGGAGACGCAGGGCGUGAACCUGGUCCUGCAGGCGAGCCAGGCGGUCGAGCAGCGCCAGGCGGACGCCAAGGGCAAGGCCGCGCGCGACGCGGCCGCGGCGGUCGAGCAGGGGCUGGUGCGGAGCGUCAUCGCGCUGCACCGGCAGUACCACGGGUACGUGUCGGAGUGCUUCGAGGGGCACCAGGCGCUGCGGCGCGCGAUGAAGGACGCGUUCGAGGUGUUCUGCAACCGCAAGGUGGACGGCGCGACGUUCGCGGAGCUCAUGGCCAAGUACUGCGACGUGGUGCUGCGCAAGGGCGGCGGCGAGAAGAUGUCGGACGCGGAGAUCGAGGAGCAGCUGCGCAACGUGGUGCAGCUCAUGGACUUCGUGUCGGACAAGGACAUCUUCGGGGAGUUCUACCGGAAGCAGCUGUCGAACCGGCUCCUGCAGGACAAGUCGACCAGCGACGACCUGGAGCGCGUGGUGCUGACGCGGCUGAAGGAGGAGUGCGGGCACCAGUUCACGAGCAAGAUGGAGGGCAUGCUCAAGGACCUGCAGCUGGCGCGCGAGAAGCAGCAGGAGUUCGAGGACUGGCGGCGGACCACGGGGCGCGAGGGCGGCGUGCAGCUGGGCGUGCAGGUGCUCACGACGGGCUUCUGGCCCAACAGCGACAGCGCGCUGGGCAACUCGGGGCAGCAGCGCGAGGAGAUGACGCUGCCGCGGGAGCUCGCGGCCUGCGUGGACACCUACAAGGAGUUCUUCACCAACUCGCGGCAGGGCGCGCACCGCAAGCUCGAGUGGCGCCACGGGAUGGGCACGGCGACGGUCAAGGCCCACUUCGGCGGGCGCAGCUACGACCUCGUGGUCAAGACGGCCCAGUGCGUCGUGCUCUGCCUGCUCGGCGACGCCGAGGGCGAGCGGCUGUCGUACGCGCAGAUCAAGACGGGGUCCGGCAUGGCCGACGACGACCUCGAACGCACGCUCCACUCGCUGGCGUGCGCCAAGUACAAGCUGCUGUGCAAGACCGGCCACGAGAAGCGCAUCGGGCGCGACGACGAGUUCUGGGUGAACGAUGGCUUCAAGGACAAGAUGAAGCGCAUCCGCGUGCCGCUCGCGGUGCCGGAGGACCGCAAGCGCGCGAUCAAGGAGGUGGAGAGCGACCGGAAGCCCGCGAUCCAGGCGGCGAUCGUGCGGACGAUGAAGGCGCGGAAGGUGUACCCGCACAACGAGCUGGUCGUCGAGGUGAGCAGCCAGCUCGCCAAGAUGUUCCGGCCCGACAUGAAGGCUAUCAAGCAGGCGAUCGAGCAGCUCAUCGAGAAGGCGUACUUGGAGCGGGACAAGGACAACAACAACCUGUUCCGGUACGUGGCGUGA
Messenger RNA from Pedinophyceae sp. YPF-701, 2295 nucleotides. Lineage: Eukaryota; Viridiplantae; Chlorophyta; Pedinophyceae. The record is from the annotation of a GenBank genome assembly.